GGAAUUGACGCGAUGCUGUCAGGCCUGAUCAACGAAGCCAUCGUCAAGAGCCAUCAUGGAUAUAUCGGAUUUUGAAGAUCUAGGAAUAAUUUCAGCUUCUGAAGAGGAUGAUGAAAUAAGCGAAGCAUCAAAAGGCGCCCUCAUGACGCCCGCAAUACCUGCAAUCCCUCUUGGAGAAGGAGAUAGGCCUCAUCCGCCAUGGGAGGGACACAGAGACAAGCUUGUUGGGAUUGUGGACAUGGGAAGCAAUGGCAUUCGUUUCUCAAUUACGGAUUUAUCGGCUCCCCUCGCGCGUAUCCUACCGACAGUAUUGACCUACCGAUCUGGCAUAUCGCUUUAUGAUUCGCAGUUUGAUCCUGAGACAGGAGAGCAGGUUCCAAUCCCAGAAGACGUAAUCAACGAUAUAGUUACGGUCUUCAAUCGUUUUCUGAUCGUCUGUAACGACAUGGGAGUCCAACGAAAGAACAUCCAUGUUGUUGCAACGGAGGCCACACGCAAAGCUAUUAAUUCGGCCAAAUUUUUGGAAAUUGUCAAAGAAAAGACUGGCCUAUCCAUAGAAAUGCUACCGAAGGAGGUGGAAGGCCAGAUUGGGGCGCUGGGCAUUGCGAGCGGGUUCAGAAAUUUAGCCGGCCUUGUAAUGGACCUGGGAGGAGGCAGCACGCAAAUCACCUGGAUGGUGAGCCAAGGGGGCCAUAUCAGGAUCAGCCCUAUGGGCAGCUUUAGCUUUCCGUAUGGCGCGGCAGCUCUUAGCAGACAGUUGAGUGAUUUGAAGAAGGGCAAGAAAAAACAAGAUGGAGAGGCAGCCGUUGCUCGAUUUCGCCAGGAAAUGGUGGAAAAUUUUCGAGAUGCCUAUAACCAUCUACAAAUCCCCGACAGUUUGGUAGAUAAAGCUAAACGGGAGGGAGGAUUUCGUAUCUACUUGUCGGGCGGUGGAUUCCGAGGCUGGGGUUAUCUUCUGCUAUACCUCAACCAGUCUCGCGGCAAACACUAUCCAAUCUCCAUCAUCAAUGGGUAUACAGUUGGCCGAGAGCAAUUCGAAGAUACCGACACGGUGAAAGCAAUAGCCAAAGCGGCAAAAGAUGUCUUUCGAGUUUCGGAUCGUCGGCGAUCUCAGGUUCCUGCAGUGGCAUUCCUAGUCAAUGUCUUGGCUGAGGCUAUCCCCCAUGGAAUCCGGGAAGCUCACUUCUGCCAGGGUGGUGUACGAGAAGGGUAUCUAUUCAGGACUCUUCCUCCCGACAUCAGAGAACAAUCUCCGUUGCAAGUGGCGACUAUGAACUUUGCGCCACCUUCUUUCCUCAGCAUCCAGGAGUUGAUUAAACGUGCCAUCCCAAAGCCUUCCAAGAAUCUGACGAGACGGUUUCCUGAAGAAUUCGGCGAGCACGUCAUUGAUUCUUUUGCCAACGUUAUAUAUGUGCACAUGUUCAUGUCCAAAGAAACGGCAUCGACGACUGCACUGUACUCGACCAGUGUCGGAAUUAUGUCAUCGACGCACGGGGUGUCGCAUCAAGACCGUGCUCGACUCGCCUUGAUGCUAGAAUCUCGGUACCGAGGAGAAUUACCACCAAGAGAGAUGGAAUUCCGCGAAGCAUUGCGAUCACUAAUUACUCCAGAGGAAGUGUGGUGGACUACUUACCUAGGCAGGGUUGGGUACAUGAUCACCCGCCUAUACCCAUCUGGAGAAAUUGACCCAGUGAAGCCCAGGGUCGUGUUCUCUUCCGAGUGGGCAUGGAAUUUGGGUAAGAAGAAAAAGAAGGAAGGUUUAGUGUUAACAAUAUCGAUACAGAAGAAGAAGGACGAUCCUGCAGAACUGAAACAUGCAUUGGAGGAAAAUGUUAACGUCAUCCAAAGAGUUGGUAAGAAAAAACACUGGAUAGGAAAAGAUGACCCUUGGGGCAUGAAAGUCAAAGUUGAGGUGGUUGAAGAAGGGAUUUUGGAAGCUACAGAAUGAUAAUAGUUACGUUGGGAAGAGUUUCUGUCACGUAGUUUCGUAGUAAUAAUGGAUACGGAAACAUGAUUCAUGAGGUG
Messenger RNA from Trichoderma asperellum CBS 433.97, 2025 nucleotides. RefSeq lists its product as uncharacterized. The record is from RefSeq and is a predicted model, not a curated record. Gene Ontology annotation, biological process: regulation of transcription by RNA polymerase II. NCBI's taxonomy places the organism in Eukaryota, Fungi, Ascomycota, Sordariomycetes, Hypocreales, Hypocreaceae.